Messenger RNA from Salvia splendens (bonfire salvia), 705 nucleotides. Its product is annotated as 50S ribosomal protein L12, chloroplastic-like. The coding region runs from base 1 to 705 and encodes 234 amino acids. The record is from RefSeq and is a predicted model, not a curated record. Gene Ontology annotation, molecular function: mRNA binding; structural constituent of ribosome. Gene Ontology annotation, biological process: translation. Gene Ontology annotation, cellular component: ribosome; chloroplast. Lineage: Eukaryota; Viridiplantae; Streptophyta; Magnoliopsida; Lamiales; Lamiaceae. The transcript is spliced from 5 exons.
AUGCAGCAUGGUGCCAGCUCUGGGCCAGCAACAGCGAGCGGCGAUAGAGCCAACGGAGAAUUGACGAGCAAAAGAGUGGAAGGCAAGAAGACUUCGAAAGGGAAGAUGUCGGACAGCCAUAGCAGAAGAGAAUUCGAUGAAUCGUCUGGCGAGGGGGAGACGACAGACACUGCCAAACGAUUCAUCGCACCUGGAAGAAUGCUGAGGAGAGAGACAGCGAAAGCAACCCGUAGAAUAUGGGCCGCCGAGAAGGGUGAGGUGUUUCCCAGAGACAGCUCGUGUAAGCUUCUAAAGAAAAGAGCUCGGGCUAUUCGACCCUUCGCCGUCGUCAAUGCUCCGGAGAAAAUCGUCGAGCUCGGCGACCAGAUCUCGAACCUCACCCUCGCCGACACUCAGAAGCUCGUCGCGUACCUCCAGGACAAGCUCGGCGUCUCCGCCGCCUCCUUCGCCCCCUUCGACGUGGUGAUCGACGACGUGCCAAGCAACUCAAGGAUCGCGACGAUUAAGGUGGUUAGGGCUCUGACGAGCCUGGCGCUGAAGGAGGCGAAGAAAUUGAUUGAAGGAUUGCCGAAGAAAUUCAAGGAAAGAGUGACGAAUGAGGAGGCGGAGGAGGCGAAGAAGCAGCUCGAGGAGGCCGGCGCGAAGAUCUCCAUUUUAGCGCGAUGCAGAGGAAAUUUCGAUCGACUACUUUUGUGCGGUAAAUGA